AUGUCCUUUUUGUUUAAUAUAGAUAUCGAUGAAUGUAAGGAGAACACAUACGAUUGCCCUAAGUUUUCAAGGUGUAAGAACCGAAAUGGUAGCUAUGACUGUCUCUGUAAAGACGGUUAUCGAAAAGAAUCUGAUGGAACUUGUUCAGGUAAUGUUUCACAUUUAAUUUCACCUCUGGAAAAGAGUCUUUUUACUGUCGUAGAGCUGAGAUAACUAAGCUCAAGCUUAUAAAUGUAUCUUUGGUGCCCACUGUAAACAAACAAUGCUACCAUUAAAACCUGUUAUUACUUUCCUCAGAAAUUUGCUUUCCAGAGUGUGAAGAAAAUUCAUAUUGUCUGAGAGGAAAUUGUCUGUGCAGGAGAGGCUUUCAUCUGGGCCCAGACCUAACGUGUCAAUUAGGUUAGUGAUUGUACUGAAAUAAUAUGAGAUGGGCUAGGAUAGAAUGGAAUAUUCCGACAGAUAGGAUAGAAUGAGGAAGAAUGGGAUGGGUUGAGAUAGAAGAGAGCAAUAUAGGAUGAGACACCAUUGAUUGAGAUAGAUUGGGAUGGAUAGAAUGGAAGGGACGGGAUAGGAUAAGUGAGAUGGUAUUGUACCCUGAUGGUUAUGGAAGUAAAUUGUUAGCUUUCACACCAAGUCUAGCCACUAUGACAAGAUGGACAUUUGUUAGCCACACAUACAAAGCUUAAGGAUGAUUGCCAUCUGGCUAUAAAUACACUCCUUGGUUGUAUGAAGAUGUUGCCCAUUCAAUAACCCUAACGUACCCAGAUAUUAAUAACAUCUUGCAGCCAUCAUCUGUCAUAAAGAAACGAGUCUUGUAAGCUUGGGGCGGCAGAUACUUAUCUAUUUAAAGACAACUUCAUGUGCUAGUUGGUGAUUAAUUGACUGUGUUGUAAGUUUUGCUGUAUGGUAUAGAUAAGGCACAUUCUAACUUUUUUCUCGUAUUAUUGCAGAUUUACUGAGGUCAUCAGGCGUUUCAUUCCAUUCCCGUGUUUUGUUCCUCAUAACUACGCUGCUGUGGUCCCUGGUCCUGCUGUGGCUCGUGGUCUUCUUUUAA
Pocillopora meandrina is the source of this 1054-nucleotide messenger RNA. NCBI's taxonomy places the organism in Eukaryota, Metazoa, Cnidaria, Anthozoa, Scleractinia, Pocilloporidae. The record is from the annotation of a GenBank genome assembly.